AUGUAUCCAUCUCUUUUUUAUUUUCGUAAAGACCUUUCUGAAGUCAUUCACAGGCGAGAUUUGAAAACAAUCGAGGUUAGUUUUGUAUACGUUUCUAAAUUUUGAGAAAAAAUUUUUCAGAGUAUGAUCAAUAAGUUGUCGAAAGAAGAGAUCGAGGAGCAUAUCAAUGAACCAGCCUAUUUAGAUCCUAUCCUCGAGGCUUGCAGAACAGGCUUUUUCGAUGUCGUCAAACUUUUGGUACCUAUUUUGAAUUUGUCUUUUUUAUAUACUUUCGAGUAAUUUUUCAGCUCCGCCUCGGCGCAGAUCCUUGUAGAUACCGGCCGACCUAUUCAGGACGAAGUAAGAAUUUUUCAAAUUUGAUGUAAAUUUAGCUUUUUUCUUGCGUACACUCGAAAUUAUAUUAUUAAGUGAUGGAAUCAUAAAAAUUUUGUGGAAAAAAGUUUUGUAAAAAUUAUAAAAUUUCUGUAAAAAUAUAUUCCAAGGACCUAAUACAUAUUCAUUUCCUAGAAGUGACAGCUCUACAAAUUGCCAUUGAGCAAAUUGGCUCGAGAGACAUUUCGAAACUGUUUAACCGCCGUACUCGAGACCGUUUCAUGGUUCAUGGAACAUUCACUCUUAUUUGCAUCAAAAGAUUUAGGUGCUGCAAGUCCUACUGAACAUCGGGAAGGUUCCAUUGAAAAUGCGUCUGGAUUCUCCAUGCGAACCUCCGUUGUUCACUGCCUUGAAAUAUUCGAACUUUGGCUUAGGUAGACGAAAGAGAUUUUUGAUUCAGUUACUUCCUUCCAGUCAAAUAUCUCUGUGAGCGGGGGGCAAGCGUACAGGAUCGUAAUAAGGAUGACCAAACAUGCUUUAUGGUGCCUGAAUUUUUCAAGUCGAAGAGAUCGGUUUUCAAUACAUAAUCGUUUUUUGUAUUCAAACUUUUACAGGUUAAAAUUUUUGAAUAUCUUGUGGCUCAAGGUCUUUCUGUCAAUGCCGUCGUGACUGAAACAGGUUCUUUUUUUAUUUGGCUGUUUGAGAAGUCCAAAUAUGUAAUAUGAUAAAAAAAGUUGAAAAAAAGCAUAAUCUUACGGUUUUUUUCAGUUAAUUUUUCUGCGAGAAAUUCGGUGAGCAGAGAUUCUAUUAUUUUUUUUUUCUUAAAAAAAAUUUUUUUUUUAAUUUCUCCUUUUUCUUGCCACUUCUGUGAAAGAAUUCACUGACAACUUUUUGUCGAUUUUAGACGAAAAUGUGUUUUUUUUUUCAGGAGAAACGGCGCUUCAUUUCGCAGUUAUUGAUAAAAAUUUUCUUCUCGUGAAGCUGUUGAUAUCCGCUGGCGCAAUAUUGAAAGACGAAAACGUCUUGAAUCCUAUAUUACUUUCUGCUUUGGAAAUGGAUAAUGUCCGAUUUAAAUCCAGUCUCUGACUAAAUUUGAAUCAUUUAGUCGAAAGUAUUUGGACACUUGUUGGAACAUGUUGAGAAUCGGAAACUGCAAAAAGACGCGAUGCUGCUCCGGGCUACCACAAUUCUUCUAGAACCUCAUAGUGAAGAGAGCUUGAAAAGAUUGGAGUGUUUGAAGACGGCUCUGGAGAUGACCACCGACUCAGAUGAGGUUUCGAAGGCUUCAAAAUAAAAGUAUCGAUGAAAACAUUGGAGGAAGGAGAGAAAGAUAAAAACCCCGACUAUGAUGAUCUCAGAGAAGCGACCUCAUUCAGCGAAUUCGAAGCUGCAGGAAACCUUUGGAGAUUCACGAUCAUGCAGGUAUGUACGAGGUCCCUCUUUUUUCCUACCAAACUUCUUUUUUUAUAUUUCCUUUUACUGAUUCAUCAAUAUGGUUUUUUUUGUUGCUGAGAGUUAGAAAAUUUAGUUUGUAUUUGUAGAUGUCCCACCUGAUUUCAUCUAUUAUUCCUAGUGCUUCAUUAUUCGGGAGAGAAUUCUUGGCGAAAGUCAUCCAGAAGUUCGCGACGCGUUGUUCAGAUAUGCCAGAGAUUUUUUUCUAUGCAAUACGAAGCCGAGUAAGUUUUUCUUUCUGGCAAACAUGAGGCCAUUCGCACACUGGUUACUCUCACCGGGAAUUCAGGUCCCGUAAAAUGAAUUUUUUUUUUUGAUUUAUUUAGACAAUUCAAGUGGCGUCGGCACCUUUUUUUUGCUCUUAAAAACAAAAGAAGGCCUGAUACACUCUUCAUUGGUCUGAGCUUCGUUAAAAUUUUUUUUGUUGCAGGAAUUAUGAUAUAGUCGUUUACACUGUGAGUUUGUUCCACAGGUACCAUUAUUUUUGAAAUUCAGAAUUGAUUUUUUUUUUUCAGAUACGAGUGGAUGUCGGAAAGAUCCAUCAACGCAGUGGCAAUAAUUUGCAAUGGGAUUUUGAUGGCUUCCAUGCUUUGGCGUCUACAAAAAGAUGAGACCAGAUAUCACGAUUGCUUCGAAGUCGCUACAGUUUUGCUCGAAGAAAUCUACAUGUAUUUGAACAUUGUUUGUUGUCUCAAAUAUUGCUAGAAAAAAAAGCUGCAAAAAUUGAGAAAGGUUGAGAAAAGGGGUUGAGUCCCAUGGACCCUAGGCCUAGAAUUUUUUUUGCACUUAUUCGAAAGCUUCAGCUUUUAACGCACUUUUAUUCAGCUUUCCUUAUGAAAAGCGUAUUAAGAACUUUGCAGACUCGCAGAAAAAGGUUUACAAGCGAGAGCUAUCAGGCGGUCGGCGAAACAGCAUUGUCCCUCAUUUGUGUAGUUCGUUUUUCAUCCAGAUGUUCAGUAUUUGGUUCCAUUCAGAUUGGACGACUUGGCGCUGAGGACAAUGAAAAGCAAGAACUUCUCGAAGUUGACGUGAGCCUCCUCAACUAUUAAAAAGUGAAACUAAUUCAUUUUCCAGUUGGGACCUCUCGUCCGAAUGUCCAGGUUCUAUAACAUUUCGUUGUUUCACUCGACUACGUGUUUGUUGUAAUCUCUCUUUCUUCAAUUCAUAAGGUUUUCCGAUUAUUUCAGUGUGUCUAGUUGGGUUCCAACAUUUGUUCGCGCUGGUGCGAAUAUCAACGCGAAAGAUGCAAAUGGACGAACCGCUUUGCAGGGGAUUAUUCAGGAUUUCUUGAGGAUUCUGAGGAAAAAGGACGGUCCUGUUGGUUACAAGUAACUGGUUGUUUUUUUUUGUUUUUCAUUCGUGAAUUAAUAGCAAGUUCCCCGUUGUGCUGGAUCUCGUGAACCACGGGUCGCGGCUUUUCCUACGCGACGAAGAGGAAUGUCUGAUUUUCGACUCGUUGCAAGAAGCUCAAAGGAUACCCAACUUUGAAGAUCCCAUUGUUCUGGGUAAGUUGGAAAAGUAACAGAAAAGAAAUAUUUACAGGGCAUUUUUUCAUGAUUAUUGGGAAUAUCGAGGAUGGAAUUUCCAGGAAAAUACAUCACUCUGAAGGACAUUUGUGCAGAAGUUGUUGAAGAAGAGUAUCCCGUGCAUUUUUUGAGAGAAGUUUUGCCUCUCGAAUUGCUUGAAUACCUCUCUGUGCGACAUAUUUGUUAA
Molecule: messenger RNA, 3477 nt
Organism: Caenorhabditis auriculariae
Lineage: Eukaryota; Metazoa; Nematoda; Chromadorea; Rhabditida; Rhabditidae
Source: the annotation of a GenBank genome assembly